Molecule: messenger RNA, 3132 nt
Organism: Trypanosoma conorhini
Lineage: Eukaryota; Euglenozoa; Kinetoplastea; Trypanosomatida; Trypanosomatidae
Exons: 1
Coding region: 1-3132 (1043 amino acids)
Source: RefSeq, a predicted model, not a curated record
AUGGAGGCGCAGGCUGCGUGUGAGCGCAGUACCGAAAGGUCGUUUGAGACGCAGUGCAUAACGGAUGACAUCGCCGCUGUGCAGCAGCCACAGCACGCGGGUGCAAAGGAGGGUUCCCCCGUGGCUGCGUUUCAUCUUCUUGGAAAGCUGAAGGCUGUUAUUAAUGAGAUGGUGUUUGCGCUACAGGGUACGGCAAGCGCGCUUUCUGUGGACGACUGCAUCAGCGUCAUAGAAGAGGGGCUGCGGGCCCUGAAAACGAUUAAGGUUGACCGGAGAAUUGAGUGUCGCCGGCAGUUGAACCUGAACUCCACGCGCCUGGGCGGCGCCUCGCCGACAAGUCGCGAGGUGGACGACGGCGAUCACGCCGAGAGCGAAGCUGCGGUGCCGUCAAGUCUGCAGCAGCUGUGUUCACCCAAGAGCAAAAAAGUUUCUCCGAAGCGGAUGGCCAGUGAGUGGCAGAGACGCGACGAGGUUGAGGCGGCGCGGCAAGCCUCGGCUCUCCGCAGUGAGGAGCGGCAGCGCAAGGCGGAGGAGCGGCGGCUGGAAAGGCUGCAGGAGAGGAAGUCAAGGCUGGUGGCCGCCGGGGAACGAAGCUUUCAGGCUAAGCAGCGGCGUACGCAGGCCGAGGAGCGGCUGCGUAACGACACGCUGGAGCGGCAGGAGCACGGGGUCCGCCGCGUCGAGGAGGCGCGGGAGCAGACGAAGGAGCGUGCCAGGCGGGGCAAUUCACGGGUGGAGGAGGUGCGACUUAACUACGAGCUGCGGCACCAAACGAAGGCGCUAUUGCUUGAUCGCAAAAUGUCGGAGGUCGAACACAACCAGGAGCAAAAGCGGGAGGAGCUUCAGCGGAUCGCGCAGGAGCGCAACGAGGCCAUGCAGGCCGCCGCCGAACGAAGGCGAAAUCUCAGCCAAGAGCGCAUUGAGCGACAGCAGCAGCGUGAGCAGCAGCGGCGGGAGAACGUCAGACGCCUUGAGGAGCAGAAAAAGAUCGAAAAGGAAUUGAAGGAGCAACGGGUCGAAGAAUGGGAAAAAAGGGCGCAACAACGGCAAAGGGAUGCAUGCGCAGAGGCGGAGGCGCGCAGUCGGAAGGCGGAGGAACGUAUUCAACAAAGUGCCCAGUUACGGGAGGAGAAACGAGAGAUGUUGCGUCUGAAGCUUGUGAAGCAGGAGCAGAAGAUUAGAGAGGCGCGCCAGCGCAAGGAGCGUGAGGCCGACACCAAACCUACCAUCCAGGAGCUCAUGCCGGUUAUUCCACCACAGGAAGAAGAUCAAUUGGCGCAGAAAUUAGCCAAGGUGGUGGCGGCCACUGCGCGACAAGGGAAAAGUUAUAUGGAAAACUAUCAGAAGGAAAGUACCACCAGUGCAAAGGACUUAAAUCGAAGUAAGUUGAGAUCGAUCAUCAGUCGACUGGGCCCAAACACGGCACCUGCCUCACUGGUGCAGUGCCGUCAACCACUUCAUGACCUACUGGCGAUGGCGGAGUUCGCCGACACAGAUCAUGAGUACGUGCGCUACUUUAACGCCUAUGAGAGUUUAACGCGCGUGAUGAUGGAUGCUCGCCGGGCGAAUGACAUGGUGACUUUCCGCCUCGCCUGUAAUGCGCUGCUGCGCUUUCUCACCGAUGCGCAAGAGGGGAAACAGCAUGUUCUGGUAUUUAUUCGGUCGGGAGACCUCGCCCCGCUGUUAGUCUGCAUCCGUGAUGAAAUAAAGGGUCUAAAGCGUCACAGUCACUCCAUCCCACUCACAGCCUCACUUGAAAUACUACAACUCUGUUUUGAACGCAUUGGCAUAGAUGCUCAAUCAAAUGUUAAACUUAUUACGGUUCGGGAUCAGUUAUUGGCCGAUUUGGAUGCAGCAUGCAUUGAUAAGUACUGUGUUGCCGUCUCGCGGGCAUGCACGGGUGAGGAAGAUUUAGAGGUUGUCUACAGUGCGACCCGAUUAAUACAUUCCCAGGUUUGUAUUUUGAGUAAAAAGAAGGGUGAUUGCCCUGCUGUAUGGUUUCGCCAAGUAGCAUGCGCCUUCUUUACUCUGCUUGAGAAUAUAUUGACGCCUGAUGGAUGUCCUUUGAGCAAGACGAGCCCAUUGCUCAGUGCCCGGCGCAUCACAAUCGUCUUUGUCGUGUUCCGAGUCUUAAACUCUCUUGCACGUUGGCGACUGGAGAUUUUACAGGAGGUGCUACAUGACUCUCCUAUUGACAAGGCUGGCGCGAACGUUCACGUAGACCCGAAGGUUAUGUCGGCGAAAACAACAAAUGUGAUCACACAAACCGAACUGUUCCACGUGCUUAGUGGAUUCUUCGCCUAUGUUGAGGCUCAUGCCGAUUUGCUUGAGACUAUUCCUGGCGAGAGUACUACUGGGGAAGGUGUGCAUGGGACCUUCGCGAACGCAUUGAAGUUUGGCGUGACGCUGCAGCAAAUCCCGCCUUUUCCCGCCCCGCAACCCCCAAAUAGCCCCACGGCAGGGCUAACAUCCGCACAAACUCGUCAAUCCUACCAUCUACGGGCCGCACUCCACGAAUGCCUUCUUCUUAUUGGCUACCUUUGCGUACAGGACAAACAGAUUCAAGGCAUGUUUGCCUGGGGAAAGGGUAAAUCAUUACUCUCCAGAAUUCUCUCGGCCUUACCGUUUCAGUACUUUACUUCCGCAUGUCACAUUCUCUACCCCACCUUGCUUGCCAUUCUUGUGGACACGGAGGACAACCUUACCUUGGCGAAGGGGGAGAUGGACAUUAAACCACUGCUGGGCCUCGUCGAGGAGGAGUACCAGGCGCUUCCGAAGAAGGCCAAACUCUACGCACUCCAGCGACACGCGGAGUUGCAUCCAGUGCCCAAGGAGGGACAAGAGAAGGAUGUUCAGCCUCCGCGUUGGGUUGAUCUUCUUGGCGGCGACGACGAUGAUUUUUUUAUCCAUAAAAACAUUACACCAGCACCCACCCCCGCAGCAAAGGUGCAUCCUCUUUCCACACCAGAAAAGGAGAAACUUUAUAGACAGCUUAAAAACCCGGCGCUGACGCCCUCAGGGUACUUCCGGAUUGAACGACGUUUUCCUUUGGCUCUUUGGCCGUCUGUGAUGGAGCAACUAACGAGAGUGGUCAAGGAAAGCAAUAAGAGCGAGAGUGAUAAAGCAAACUAA